CAACCAUGUUUUAGUCGGCCAUGUUUUUCAAGCCUUUACUGCAACAGACUGGUUCAACUGUCUACAAACAUGCCAUGAUGAUCCAAGAUGCAUCUGGUACAACUACCAGAGAUCUGCAGAAGCCAACGGUCUGUGUGAAUUGAAUGACUGUGGAGUUGAAGACUUUUGCGACAGAGAAGGGUUUAUCUUUCACUCCCCAGGAUUUGUGUUUCAGCAGAUAAGGACGAUUAAAGUUAACGGGUGUUUAUCUUCCCACGGUAAAAACAGUUGCAUUUCGGAUAGAUCAGUUCCCAGGACUUCUCCAAAAAAUGUCACGAUGGUAAACAACACGUACAAGAGCAUUUUUAUCACAUGGGAUGCUGUGCCAACGAAUCAGACAAAUGACGAAAUUUUCGGAUAUGAAGUAGAAUAUUCGAUAAUAGAAGGAGGUCAACCGGCAUGGGAGAAAAGAAAAGUGUUUAGUGUUCCCGACGUACAUUUCAACCUUACAGGAUUAAUUGUGAACAGAAGGUACGAAAUCAAAGUGCGGGCCUACAACCAGUGUGGGAAUGGUCCGUCAAGUGAGGUCCUCUGGGUAAAAACGGACGAGAGAAGGCCUAAGGUGGCGCCUCCAAAUAUUAUCGCAGUGAGAGUGAAUUCGUCCUGU
Molecule: messenger RNA, 646 nt
Organism: Pocillopora verrucosa
Lineage: Eukaryota; Metazoa; Cnidaria; Anthozoa; Scleractinia; Pocilloporidae
Source: RefSeq, a predicted model, not a curated record